Molecule: messenger RNA, 363 nt
Organism: Paramuricea clavata
Lineage: Eukaryota; Metazoa; Cnidaria; Anthozoa; Malacalcyonacea; Plexauridae
Source: the annotation of a GenBank genome assembly
AUGUCGGGGCAGACUGUAAGGGCAUUAUCCAACAUACCUGCUGGAUCAAGAUACACCGAGACGCUUGUAGUAAUGGGCGCCUAUAUUCGCAUCUUGACUAAGCUGCGAGAGGUUCACUGGAUAUCACGAUUACGACGGUUGGGAAGAAAAGUGAACAAGAAGUGCAAUGGCUGUAAACGAUUUCGGGCAGUAGCAGUUGGCAAUCCUUCACCUGAAAAUCUUCCGACAGAUCGAACAUUUGGAUUCUCUGCAUUCCAGAUGAUCGGUGUUGAUUACGCGUGGCUUAUUCCCUACAGUACGACGAAGAAUCGAGAACGGAAAUCAUACAUCCUUCUUUUUGAAAUGUUUUAUUUAACAAUGUAA